AUUAUCAAUUGAUAGGUAUUUACUAUUUAACUUUAAACCUUAAGGAAAUCGGCGUGUGCCGUGUAGCAUUAAUUCAUAAUUAUAUAUUUGUAUUGAUGUUGUUUAAUAAUUUGUAAUUACUAAUUACUAACUGUCUAGUGUCUACUGUGUCUAGUGUUAAAAGUUCUGUGUAGUGCACGAAUUUAUUUAGGACGUGUUAAUAGCCACUUCGUAUGCCAAAAGUUCGCAGAAGUCGUAAACCUCCCCCGGAUGGGUGGGAACUUAUAGAACCUACGCUAGAAGAAUUGGAACAGAAAAUGAGAGAAGCUGAAACUGAAUCUCACGAAGGAAAACGUAAAGUUGAAGCACUGUGGCCAAUUUUCAAAAUUCAUAACCAGAAAUCAAGAUAUAUUUAUGAUUUGUUUCAUAGACGUAAAGCUAUUUCUAGAGAAUUGUACGAUUUCUGCCUGCAAGAAAAAAUUGCGGAUCAAAAUUUAAUUGCAAAAUGGAAAAAACAAGGUUAUGAAAACUUAUGUUGUCUUCGUUGUAUUCAAACAAGGGAUACAAAUUUUGGUACUAGCUGUAUAUGCAGAGUCCCAAAAUCUAAAUUAGAAGAAGGUCGAAUUGUGGAAUGUGUGCAUUGUGGAUGUAGAGGUUGUUCUGGCUAAAUAAACUCUGAAUACUGGUUAAAUAUCAUUGUAUUACUUUUAUUCUUAAUAUGUGUAAAACAAAUUUAUUUCUUUAUUGUGUGCGGUAUAAGACUGAAAUUAAAACAGCAUACUAACUAAAACUUAAUAAGUUAGUAAUAUUUAAUGUCCAUAAUGAUAAUGUAAAGUAUUAAAUGCAUUCAUUUUCAUUAACAAAUAUUAUUUACUUUUUACUAUUAUUUCAAUAAAAAGUGCAUUUUGACAUAU
Molecule: messenger RNA, 893 nt
Organism: Rhopalosiphum maidis (corn leaf aphid)
Lineage: Eukaryota; Metazoa; Arthropoda; Insecta; Hemiptera; Aphididae
Product: protein BUD31 homolog
Exons: 4
Coding region: 213-647 (144 amino acids)
Biological process (GO): mRNA splicing, via spliceosome
Cellular component (GO): nucleus; spliceosomal complex
Source: RefSeq, a predicted model, not a curated record